Molecule: messenger RNA, 1698 nt
Organism: Cryptomeria japonica (Japanese cedar)
Lineage: Eukaryota; Viridiplantae; Streptophyta; Pinopsida; Cupressales; Cupressaceae
Product: adenylate-forming reductase 03009
Exons: 1
Coding region: 63-1631 (522 amino acids)
Source: RefSeq, a predicted model, not a curated record
CCAAUAUCAUAUUGUCCUUGCUCAAUGUAGCCCUGAACUGGCCGAGAUUUCUCCGUUAAGAAAUGGAGCAAUCGAUGAAGUGCUCUAGUUGUCGUGGGGUGUCAUUUGAAACCAAAAACGACAGGAGAUUGUCGUUCAAUCGCGGAUCUUUUAACAGAAUUUUUCCCAGUGAUCGGUGGGCAAUCUUCCAAAGAUCAGAGAGCCGACCCAGCAGCCAUUUCUGUAAUUUAGACGACGAUGAGGAAGAAGCCAAUGAUGUGGAACAACAGGAGGAGCUUUGGAAUUCCUCGGAUUUACCAGUGCCCAAAAAGGAUACUCUGCCUCAGAAGCCAUCAAAACCAGAGUCUCGCCUUUCAGUCAUAUUGCUGGAUCAAGGCCUGUUUACAGUCUACAAGCGUCUCUUCAUUCUAUGCCUUGCCCUAAAUUUGAGUACAAUUCUGUUCGCUACAAGUGGGGUUUUCCCCUACGCCAUGAAAGAAGCCGGUUUCUUCUCAGUGGGGAAUUUACUGGUUCUUGUUCUGUGCCGUAGCGAGGCCUUUCUGAGAUGUGUGUUUUGGGUUGCAGUGAAGGUUUUGGGCAGGUCGUGGGUUCCAAUCCCACUCAAGACCGCCACAACUUCUUUUCUCCAGUGCGUAGGAGGAAUCCACAGUGGGUGUGGUGUUUCUUCCAUAAUGUGGCUGAUUUACUACCUUGUAGAAUCCCUCCGCCGCCCUGAGACAAGCUCCGCCAUGAUUAAAGGCGUCGCCUUUGGGAUUUUAGGGCUUCUGGUAAUAAGCUCGGCGGCGGCAUUUCCUCUGGUCCGCCAUCUGCACCACAACAUCUUUGAAGGAUUCCACCGUUUUGCCGGCUGGGCUGCGGUAAUUUUACUCUGGAUUUUUCUCAUACUCACUGUAUCUUACAACCCAGAUGACAGGAUUUACAGAGUGAGUAUCUCUGCUCUUGCAAAGAAGAAGGACGUGUGGUUUACUUGGUUCAUCACGUUCCUUAUAGUGUUGCCAUGGCUGACUGUGAGAAAAGUUGCAGUGGAAGUUUCAACAUCGUCUGCUCAUGCAAGUUUGAUAAGAUUUGCCGGGGGAGUAAAUGCCGGAUUGCUCGGCCGGAUUAGCAGAUCUCCUCUCUCCGACUGGCAUGCAUUUGGAAUAAUCUCCGACGGAAAAUGCCAGCAUAUGAUGUUGGCCGGAGCAGUGGGUGAUUUUACGAGAGAAUUGGUGUCAGAUCCGCCGAAAUUCUUGUAUACUCGCUGCAUUCAUUUUGCAGGAUUGCCGUAUCUGAUAAACAUGUAUGACAGAGUAGUUCUGGUUGCUACUGGUUCGGGCAUUUGCGUCUUUCUGUCCUUCAGUCUGCAGCCUUGUGCUGCACAAGUUUACGUCAUUUGGGUGGCAAAAUCCAUCGAGAAGAAUUUUGGAGAGGAGAUUGUGAGAAUGGUGAAAGACCACCCUCCGGAAAAGAGGAUCAUUCAUGAUACAGCCGUUUCAGGGCGUCCAAAUGUUGCAGAAAUGACUGUGAAAGCUGUGAGAAAUUGGAAUGCUGAAGUCGUCAUUGUGACGAGCAAUCCGAGUGGGAGUAGAGAUGUAGUGAAUGAAUGCAAAACCAGAGGAAUCCCAGCUUUUGGGCCCAUCUGGGACUCCUGAAUUAAGUGUCUGCAACAUAGAUCAGUUAAUAAAUGGAGACAUGUAACAUAUGUUUUUAUUCAGUAUA